AUGGUCAACGUUUUCCCAUACGAAAUAUUUCUCCUCAUCGCAGAGAACCUACCCACAGAACGGGAUGUUUCCGCUCUCAUGCGAACUAAUCAUGCCCUUUAUGACUUGCUAAUCACAUAUCUUUACAAGCGAAACAUUCGCUCAAAGCGCCCGCCUCUUUUCUGGUGCUCUUCAAAUGGCCUCCUGACCCCAGCCAAACGUAUGCUGUCAUUGAAAGCAGAUGUAAAUGCCUACAAGCAUCUCACUUUGGGAGAAGCUACGCCAUUGAUGGGAGCCGCGAGAGAGGGGUAUGUGGACAUGACAAGGUUACUCCUCGAGCACGGCGCCCAAGUCGAUCUUUGCAAUACGGAUUGGGGACCAUGUGGACCUCCGUUGACAUUGGCCGUAGCUGAAGGCAAGGACACCAAUUUCCGCCACCCGAGGGAGAUACAAGAUUAUUGGAGCUCAGACGAGGAACCUCCUGGAGACGAGAUUUUUGACGAUGACACCAUGUUCGAUGUGAGAGUAGCAGAGAGGUCGGAGGACACCCGGGAUUACCAGGCUGUUAUCAAGCUACUCCUCGACCAUGGGGCCAAUCCGAACGAACACAGCUAA
Messenger RNA from Penicillium concentricum, 594 nucleotides. RefSeq names its product ankyrin repeat domain-containing protein. The record is from RefSeq and is a predicted model, not a curated record. Lineage: Eukaryota; Fungi; Ascomycota; Eurotiomycetes; Eurotiales; Aspergillaceae. The transcript has a single exon. Bases 1 to 594 code for a protein of 197 amino acids. Gene Ontology annotation, molecular function: protein binding.